AUGAAAUCCCUCAAGCUUUUCUUUAUGUUGGCUAUGGUGAUGGCCUUGGGCGCCAUUACUCUCUCCGCCUGUACACCACCAUCAAAAGAAGAACCAUUCCUCCACAAUGGUGAUGAUAAGAAUGCAACUGAAACUUCGGACAGAGAGCCAACCUCCAUCCGAGGAGCAGGUCGAUUCCUUGCCCAGAGUUCUUCUCGUGCUAUAUUGACAUGCGACAAAAACCCCAAGGUCUGUCUCACCGAGGGCAGCCAGGGUCCAUCUUGCUGCAGAAAAAAAUGUGUGGACCUGAAGACAGACAAAUUCAACUGUGGGAAGUGCGGGAAGAAGUGUAACUAUUCCAAGAUUUGCUGCAAAGGGAAGUGUGUGAACCCACUGUCCAACCAGAAGCACUGUGGCGGAUGCAACAACAGUUGUGGUAAUGGAAACGCUUGUCUCUACGGGAUGUGCAGCUAUGCAUGA
This is a messenger RNA of Theobroma umbraticum, 459 nucleotides long. RefSeq names its product stigma-specific STIG1-like protein 1. Lineage: Eukaryota; Viridiplantae; Streptophyta; Magnoliopsida; Malvales; Malvaceae. The record is from RefSeq and is a predicted model, not a curated record.